GACGCAGCUCGGUGGCCUGAUCUUUCGCUCUCCCCCCAGGGUGAUGUCUUACCCUUUACCAAGGAAGAAACAGGUUCAGGGUGUGAAGCCCCGGACCAGGGUGACACGGGGCUGUAGGGAAGGAGGCCCGGGAGGACCGGAGCCCUCAGGAUAAGAGACCGGCUGGAGAGGUGAGGAGGCCGGAGUUCACCUGCCCACCCAGGCAGGCACGCGGAACGCCCACAGCCACCCUGCAGGGGGUGGCCCUAGUGCCCCCAUUCACAGAUGGGUAAACUGAAAUUCCUGGAGGCCCGAGGGCACACAGCCAGUAAGUGGUGAAGCCAGAUGGCAAGGCCUGGGCAGGACUUCCCUGUCUUGGCCGUUACCCCUCCUGCUUGUUCACUUGGCAGUGAAUCCAUAUCUGGGAGCCUGUGUGAUGCUUGGGGAUUAUCUCAUGCUGGAUGCACAGCAGUGCACUGUGGUGACCCCCAUUCAGCAAUCUGAAGAAUAUGUGAGCCUGGGGUCAGACACGCAGGGGGACUGGGGAACAAAGUCCCCCAGAGAGCCCCCCUACAAUGAAGGUGGCCCCGCAAGUAGUGAGCACACUAUCCCUGGGCCAACAAGCAGCAGUGGACUGAAGGGCCUUUCUGCACCAGAAGCUGCUUCCUUCCCUGAGUCUCUCCACUGUGGGCCCUACCAGUCCCUUCUGAAACCCCGCCAGCCCAUUUGUCCAAUUCUGCCUCUGGCAGGUAUAGCCUGAGUCCAUCUUCACUGUAGUAUGAGUUGUUUACACCUGUGAUGUUUACUGGGCCCCAAGUCCUGGUGCUUCACUUCCUAACUCUUGUGAAGCCAGGCAUAGUGGUGCACGCCUGACAUCUCAGCACUUGGGAGGUUGAGCUGGAGGAUCACCACAAGUUUGAGGCCAGCCUAUAUCAAAAAAUCAUAAUCUUUUUGCCAUGUACUGGGCAGGUAAUACCAUUCUUCACAUUUAUAGGUGAAGACACUCAUGUGCCCAAGGUCACACUAGCAGUGGGGGAAAAGACAUCUAAAACCACUGUCGCAGCCUGGUCAGCCUGCGUCAACAACUAUGGCCCACCAGGGUCAGGGCUGGGUGCCCUUGGUGCCUACUCAUGCCAGCCAAGACAAGAGCACUCUCAUGCUGCCUGUGUCGCCUGGGCUCCCUGUGGCUUGUGGGGCAGCAGCAGGGUUGGGCCCCUCAUCCAGGCAGGCUGAGGAUCAGCAGUGUCAGCUCUGAGCCACCAAGGAUGCUGGCCCAGAAAAGGCAAACACUCCCAAGGAGUCCCUAAUUACAGGGCCAAUGAGCAUGGCUGCUUCGCCGUUACCUGGUGCCAGGCCUGCCUUCUUAUCCCAGGGGGCCUGUGACACUUCUCAGGCAGGGAGGGGCACCUGGCAGGGAGGAGUCGUUCUGGGCAGGAGGCAGCGGAGCAGCGAUCGGACUUGCAGGCAGCAGGGACGCCAUGGGCAACAGCGUGGAGCACCAUGUGCUGUCCCGGGACCCGUCCACUGAGCUGGAGGCCAGGCAGCCCGACUCGGGCAUGUCCUCACCCAACACCACCGUGUCUGUGCACCGGCCCAACGUUGACCUCAGCUCACCCACCAGCACCCUCUCCAACUACGACUCCUGCUCCUCCAGCCACUCCAGCCUCAAGGGCCGGCAGCCUCCUGGUGGGCUUCCGGGUGCAAGGGCUGUAGACAUACAGAGCUACAUGGACAUGCUGAACCCAGAGCUGGGCCUGCCUCCAAGCAAGACGGGGAAGCCUGCACCUCCACCGCCACCCCCUAGCUUCCCUCCACCACCACCACCCCCAGGCAGUCAGCUGCCCCCACCCCCACCAGGCUACCCGGCUCCCAAGCCCCCAUCGUCGGGCCUGCAGGCAGCUGACAUCUACAUGCAGACCAAGAGCAAGCUCCGCCACGUGGAGACCGAGACCCUCAGGAAGGAGCCCGGCUCGCCCGACGGCCCCCACGGGCUGCGCAGGCAGGACUCUGGUCGCAAGCCCCGCUCCUUCAGCAAGCAGCCCACCACGGGGGACUACUACCGCCAGCUGGGCCUCCGCCCCGCCGAGCCCCCGGCCGCGCGCCCGGGCAUGGCGCACAGCGAGGAGACGUCUCUGCUCCCCGGGAACCACGUGCACAACGGCUGCGCUGCGGACCCCAACCCCAAGGCGUCCAGGGAUCUUCCACCGCCACCGCCCGCCCCGCCUCUGCCCGAGGCCCUGAGCUCGCCACCGCCCGCCCCGCCUCUGCCCCUCGAGGGUGCGGGCCCGGGCUGCGGGCAGCGCCGCUCCUCCUCUUCCACCGGCACAGUGAGAGUCCUGAGACACAGGAAGAGCACCAAGUCUUUCAACAUGAUGUCCCCGACGGGUGACAACUCGGAGCUACUGGCUGAGAUCAAGGCAGGCAAGAGCCUGAAGCCCACACCGCAGAGCAAGGGGCUGACUACAGUGUUCUCAGGCAGCGGGCAGCCGGCCUCCCAGCCCGACUCACCGCUGCCACCAGUGUUGCCUGCGCCAUCUCGGGCCCGGAGCCCCACCCCGCCAGCUUCGGGGGCUCAGCCUCUGCUCAACGGCAGCGUGGUGCCGGCACCGCCCGCCACCCCUGCACCGGGCGUGCAGCUGGAUGUGGAGCCCCUCAUCCCCACGCGCGACGAGCAGGGCCGGCCCAUUCCCGAGUGGAAGCGGCAGGUGAUGGUGCGAAAGCUGCAGCUGAAGAUGCAGGAGGAGGAGGAGCAGAGGCGGAAGGAGGAGGAGGAGGAAGCUCGGCUGGCCAGCCUGCCUGCCUGGAGGCGGGACCUCCUUCGGAAGAAGCUGGAAGAGGAAAGGGAGCAGAAGCGAAAAGAGGAGGAGAGACAAAAGCAGGAGGAGAUGCAGCGGGAGAAAGAGCAGUCGGAGAAGCUGCGAACGCUUGGCUACGACGAGACUAAGCUGGCGCCCUGGCAGCGACAGGUCAUCCUGAAGAAGGGGGACAUCCCUAAGUAAGAGCCGCCGGGGCCUCUGACAGCAGCGUGGCCAGCACCGAGAGGUGUGGUGGGGUGUCCCCAGCCCCUGCCCCGCCUGCCGGCCGGUGUGCAAAGGCUGGGAGCCUCACCACCCGCCCCUUCCACGCCGGGACCCGCCCUGAACCCCGCCCGGACCCCCGCCCCGGCCCCUGCAACCCCAGCCCCGGCCCACGCUGAAGCGCAGCGCCAUCUAAGCCUCCGCGGAAAAAGUGCUCAAGCCAUUGACGCAAAAAGAUGCGGCUCAGCUCAUUUGCAUGCCGACAUACGUCCACGCGCCCGGUCGCUGGAUGGCGGGGAGCACAGAGCAGCCCUCGCCCCGCCCCCACCGUGGGUGGUGACUUUUCCUGCGGGGCGGUGGGGGGGGCGCACUCCGGAACCCGCGGCGCUGGCACAUCCUGGGUGGAGGCGGCCCGAGCUCGGGAAGGGGUUUUCCUCCCUUCCCGACCCAGAUCCGUGCCCGACCCCCGCCCCCCCCCCCGCCCCAUUUCUCAUCCCCGCCGAGGGUUUCCUUGCAGUCAUUUGUUUACCGGAAACGAUGCAACCUGCCCGUCUGGGCGGAGUGGCUGAUCCCGGGGUCCCAUCAACUUCCCCGCAGCCCGCGCCCAGACCCUGGCGCCCGGACCCUCUCACUGCCCCGGAGGAGUGGAGGCCGAGGCCCGCACCAUGGCUCCAAAGCCGCCUCCCACCCCGCCCCAGCUCCCCCAUUAAAGCGCUCUCCGCUGCC
This is a messenger RNA of Heterocephalus glaber (naked mole-rat), 3722 nucleotides long. RefSeq names its product espin (gene Espn). Gene Ontology annotation, molecular function: actin filament binding. The record is from RefSeq and is a predicted model, not a curated record. NCBI's taxonomy places the organism in Eukaryota, Metazoa, Chordata, Mammalia, Rodentia, Bathyergidae. Gene Ontology annotation, cellular component: cytoplasm. Gene Ontology annotation, biological process: actin filament bundle assembly.